AUGGCCUUCCACCUUAACUCCCCUCCCCUCUUCCCAUCCCGUCCAGGACUCGACCUGCUCGACCUGGUGUGGUCAGCCCAUGCUCGCAGCGAUCUACCCUCUCUCGAUGCUCUGCUCGCCCAGACCAUCGCCCUCUGCCAUCGCCACAUGGCUUUCCAUGCCGCUGCUGUCUCUGCUGGUCCCUCCUCGCUCUCCCUCGCACACGCCUCCCCCGCCGCCACCGCUGCUGCCCUUGCAUCGGCCCGCUACCACUACUGCUCGCUCGCGUUUGUUUCCAAGAAGCUUCCUGAAGCCUUUGGUCUGCGGCGCACCAGGGAGGCGUCAGACACUGCCACGUCAUCAGAGAGGCUCGGAAGUGCCAACCUGGAUCGGUUUGGAGGUUCGGAGACCGAGGCUGAGAUAGAGCGGCUGUUUGUGGGCAGCAUUCAGCGAAUGGUCAGCUCCGGUAGCAGCAGAGAGAAUCCAAGGCACCUCAUCAGGUUGCUGGUGCUGGGAGCAGGGUACCCUUCGGUGAGGGUGCAGGCAGCAUCUCUCCUCCCACCGUGGCUCUCCUCUACUCUGCACGCCCGCUCUGCUCGCCUGCUGCUUGAAAGAGUCAUAGCUCUUACACAAGGCACCACUGCUGCUGACUGGCGCACCUUAGAGCACCUGCUCAGCAUCAAGGCAAAGGGGUCGCAGCAGGGAGGCAGCACGUUGCCGAUGGAGAUAGCGGCGCAGAUCGUCAACAUCCGCCCCGAAUACGCUGCAUUCGUCAUCAAGGCUGAUGGGCUGGAAGGAACAGGAAAGAUUCGUUUUUGUGAGUCAAGUAACGCUCCCCUUCCACUCCUUGUGUUCCCGUUCUCAUCUCUCCCAGACGCUUUUGCUGUGGGAGAUUCGGAAAGAGUCACCCCAUCACAUGCGAGUGCUCGCAGCAGCAGUCAGGGCGAUGACUGGGCGGGGUGA
Messenger RNA from Closterium sp. Yama58-4, 942 nucleotides. The record is from the annotation of a GenBank genome assembly. Lineage: Eukaryota; Viridiplantae; Streptophyta; Zygnematophyceae; Desmidiales; Closteriaceae.